AUGUGCACUCACCGGGAUACAUGCGCCAAAUUGCUGACCACGGGGAGGGGUGGUCGUAGGGAUGCUAUUGUUCUUUUUCUCAACAAACCUGCGAUCAUAGGUCGUAACCCUUCUGCAUGCAUUCCAGCUGGAAAUGGCGGAAUCAUCCUCUCCUGCAAAGAUCUUUCUACUAAUGGUAUAAUACUCAAUGGGCGGCAUCGCCUUCGGAAGGCCAGCAUCAUCCUCAUGGAUGGAGAUACUCUCACCAUACCUCACUCACAAACGUUUACAUGUAUACAUAUGCGGAAGGGACAUCAAGAGAAGGCGCAUAUAUUCGACCCCACCCCCCGCCAAACUCCGUCCGUGAGGGAAAUCGGAGAUUACGCCGUAACUUCGCACUGUCUUGGAAGCGGUAGCUAUGCAACUGUCAAUCUCGCAAUUGACACGAACAAGUACCGUCAAGUAGCGUGUAAAACGAUCAGGACCAAGACAGAGGACGAUCUGAAGAAGGUGCAGAAGGAGGUGCAGAUCCUGAUGAAGUUGCACCACCCAAACGUCACAAAGAUCAGAGACGUGUCAAUCAAUGGCCGAUUUCUCCACAUCUUCCUAGAACUCUCAACCGGAGGUGAUCUGUUUACGUACAUCAGCUCGAACGUCAAUAGCAGUCGGCUCUGCGAAGGAGAGGCGAAGUACAUCAUGUAUCAACUAUUCCGUGGAUUGAAAUACAUUCAUGACAAACACAUAUCGCAUCGAGAUCUUAAGCCGGAAAACAUCUUGCUAUGUGAACCAGGUCCAUACCCACGCAUCCAGAUAGCCGAUUUUGGCUUGGCAAGAGCAAAUGCAUAUCAGGAGACCCUGCAUGUUGUUGGUACUGUCGCAUACCUACCACCAGAAGGUAUACUCGCUCUCGACGAUCUCUACCGUGGGUAUGUGGGGAUGCCGUCGGAUUGCUGGAGUGCAGGUGUUAUCAUGUUCAUCAUGUUAACGUAA
Messenger RNA from Punctularia strigosozonata HHB-11173 SS5, 969 nucleotides. RefSeq names its product kinase-like protein. Bases 1 to 969 code for a protein of 322 amino acids. Gene Ontology annotation, biological process: protein phosphorylation; mitotic DNA damage checkpoint signaling. Lineage: Eukaryota; Fungi; Basidiomycota; Agaricomycetes; Corticiales; Punctulariaceae. The transcript has 11 exons. Gene Ontology annotation, cellular component: nucleus; cytoplasm. The record is from RefSeq and is a predicted model, not a curated record. Gene Ontology annotation, molecular function: protein binding; ATP binding; protein serine/threonine kinase activity.